Molecule: messenger RNA, 806 nt
Organism: Emiliania huxleyi CCMP1516
Lineage: Eukaryota; Haptophyta; Isochrysidales; Noelaerhabdaceae
Exons: 2
Coding region: 1-465 (154 amino acids)
Biological process (GO): DNA protection
Molecular function (GO): 8-oxo-7,8-dihydroguanosine triphosphate pyrophosphatase activity
Source: RefSeq, a predicted model, not a curated record
AUGCCACAACGGCAACCAGUCGUGGCGUGCGUCGACGCGUCGACGUCUUCAGCCGAGGCGACCGCUCUCUUCAUCGACAAGUUAGCCCUCGUGCUAGUGCGCGAUCGCAAGCAGCUCGUCGCGCGCUCGCGAGGCAAAACCGCGUUCUUUACGCCGGGAGGCAAGCGCGAGGCCGGCGAGAGCGACGAGGCAGCGCUGAGGCGAGAGUGCCGUGAGGAGCUGAGCGUCGAGCUGAUCGACGGCACCAUCGAGCCGUACGGCGUAUUUCAGGCGCAGGCCCACGGCAAGCCGGAAGGCACGAUGGUGAGGAUGACAUGCUUCACGGCCGAGUAUGAUGGAACGCUGGCUGCGAACGAUGAGGUGGAGGAGCUGCGCUGGAUCGCCUCGGACUGCCCACGCGCCGACCUCUCGGUGACCAGCCUGAUGAUCCUCGAUGACCUCAAGGCGAAGGACCUGAUCGACUGAGCUGCGAGCGGGUUCUUUACCACGGUUGCAAUCUCGUAGUUCCUCACUCGGCUGUGCACGUUGCUGGUCUCAGGCCUGUAGAAAGCCGAUGCAUGCUGUUUGGGUACGUCGUUCGCAUGUCCCAUUGUCUUGGCGAGGUAUCUCCAGCCUGCUGUGGGAACUGUGCGCUCGCUGUCUCGUCGAUGCGAGGCCUCGCCCCAGAGCAAGCAGCAUCUCGGCACUCGGGUUCCCUCGCCCCCCGGCAGGGCGCACCCGUGUCUCGUGAGGCGUGAGCUUGUAGGUCGCCCAUCCUUGGGCGUCUGCCUCUUCCUAUCCCACGGUUUUCUUUUAAAAAAGAAAAA